AUGGUAGUCGGCAUCCUCCUGGGUGUGCCUGGCAGUGGAUUUCCUCGCAUCCAGCAAUUCUUCAACAACUCAGAAAGCUCUGUGACUGCAGAACCAUGGGCCAGGAAGUAUAAGUGUAGCCUGCCCCAGCCAUGUCCUGAGGAGCACCUGGCCUUCCGCAUGGUUAGCAGGGCUGCCAAUGUCUUUGAACCCAAGAUCUGCCUUGAGGACAGGAUGCUCAUGAGCAGUGUCAAGGACAACGUGUGCAGUGUCAAGGACAACAUGGGCCCUGGGCUGAACAUUGCCCUGGUGAAUGGUGUCAGCCUUGAGUUCAUUGAGACUGGUGCCUCCGACAUGUGGGCUGGAGAUGUGAAUGAUCUGUUGAAGUUCAUUCAGCCACUGCAUGAAGGCACCUUGGUGUUUGUGGCGUCCUGUAACGACCCAGUCACCAAGAUGAAUGAAGAGACCAGGAAGCUUUUCAGUGAGCUGAACAGUAGGAAUGCCAAGGAGACAGCUUUCCACGAAAACUGGGUGUUUGUGGGGGUAUAA
Messenger RNA from Sciurus carolinensis (gray squirrel), 528 nucleotides. RefSeq names its product protein FAM3A-like. The transcript has a single exon. Bases 1 to 528 code for a protein of 175 amino acids. The record is from RefSeq and is a predicted model, not a curated record. Lineage: Eukaryota; Metazoa; Chordata; Mammalia; Rodentia; Sciuridae.